This is a messenger RNA of Symbiodinium sp. CCMP2456, 781 nucleotides long. Lineage: Eukaryota; Dinophyceae; Suessiales; Symbiodiniaceae. The record is from the annotation of a GenBank genome assembly.
GAAUGCCAAGGGUGGCACUUUCCGCAGCAAGGGCCGCGGGAAGGGCAUGGUCCUCAUGGCAGGCAAGGGGCCAGGCAAAGGCUCCCAAGCUGAUCUGGGACUCCCUGGCCGCGAGCAAGUGCAGCGACUGGCGAACGAGCUGAUGAACGUCACCUCCACGCGCAACGCUAUGACGACGAACAAGAAGAUCGCGAUGCUCAUGAAGAUCUGGGAUACGCUUCCGGGCACCCACAAAGUAGCACGGAUGGCGCAGAUGUUCGGGGAGCUUCUGCCCAGCUUUGCCUCCGAUGAGCACCGGCAAGGAGAGAUCUCCAACCUGAUUGCGGCCUUCUGGAAGAUGCUUCAGGACGUGGGCCGAUCGGACCGCCAAGAUCUUCUGGUGGGACCACUUGUGGCCUCCGGGCCACAAGGAGAAAAACGACCUACUGGCAUCACAGAGUUCUUUAAGCUCUUCGUGAGGCGUUUGCCGCCGCCUCUUGCAGUGACGCAGCUUUUCAAGAUCCUGGAGGAGUUCGAGGCUGGCACGCCGGCCUACAAGUUCGUGCAGAGUGACAUCUGCAAGUCCAGCAAUGGCAGACAUGAUGACCUCAUGAAGAGUGUCUUCAAGAAAUACCUGCUGAAGGAAGACGAGGGCCCAGUGAAGGCCGCGGAGAUGUUCCAGGUCCUGCUGAAAGAUGCCCGAUCCCGAGACAUCAUCCAGACCUCCUACGACACUCUCCUGGAGCACCUGGAAGGCGCCUUCUUGAAACUUGGGGGACUGGGUUUAGGGUUUAGGGUUUAG